This is a messenger RNA of Danio rerio (zebrafish), 2716 nucleotides long. RefSeq names its product TEF transcription factor, PAR bZIP family member a (gene tefa). Gene Ontology annotation, cellular component: nucleus. NCBI's taxonomy places the organism in Eukaryota, Metazoa, Chordata, Actinopteri, Cypriniformes, Danionidae. Gene Ontology annotation, molecular function: DNA-binding transcription factor activity; sequence-specific DNA binding. The record is from RefSeq and is marked validated. Gene Ontology annotation, biological process: regulation of DNA-templated transcription; regulation of transcription by RNA polymerase II.
GUAAUGUGAAUGAAAAGGUGUGACGCGUCGAGUUUAUUGCAAGUAUAGUGCGUGUUUCGUGUACACAACGUAUUGAAGACAUAAAGUCUCUUUUCUGGUUAAAUCAACGUAAGGAUUUGAAGUCGGUUUUAAAGUUACGCGCUGCACAAAAAAGCGUCGGGGGAACGGACAUGAAGCCUAUUUCCAUCACGAUGGACGCUGGCGCUGAAACUUCGGCUGCAUUUCCAGUAGUUUUAAAGAAAAUAAUGGAAACCCCUCCACCGAAUCUUCUGGAAGGCGACGACGAAAAUGAUAAAGAGAAGCUGUUUGAGAGUGUGGAGUCUGGAGGGGUCAGUGAAAUGGGACCUUCAGCCGCCUUAACGCCAGCCAUCUGGGAAAAGACCAUCCCCUAUGAUGGAGACACCUUCCACCUGGAGUACAUGGAUCUGGAGGAGUUUCUGAUGGAGAACGGCAUUGCUGCUGCAGAGAAUGAGCAAAAGAGCAGUGAGAAGGAAAACAUACAGCUGACGGCCGAGGAACCAUCCACAGCCUCUGCAGUUAAAACAGCCCCAGCAGUCACUCUGUUGCCUGUCAUGGCACUGGAUCCGUGUGAAGAGGAAGUGGUUACAAUCACCACAUCCAGCUCGAGCUCAGCAGACAACAAAUCAGAAGAGAACCGGAUGACACCAGAUCCCAUUAAUCCAGAUGAAAUCGAGGUAGACGUGAACUUCGAGCCAGAUCCCACAGACCUCGUGCUCUCCAGCAUUCCUGGGGGCGAACUGUUCGAUCCCCGCAAACAUCGCUUCUCCGAGGAGGAGCUGAAGCCGCAGCCUAUGAUCAAGAAGGCAAAGAAAGUGUUUGUGCCUGAGGAUCAGAAGGAUGAUAAAUACUGGCAGCGGAGGAAGAAGAACAAUGUUGCAGCCAAACGAUCACGGGAUGCCAGGCGCCUGAAAGAGAAUCAGAUCACAGUUCGAGCGGCAUUUCUGGAGAGAGAAAACUCAGCGCUCAGACAGGAAGUGGCAGAGUUGCGCAAGGACUUUGGGCGCUGCAAGAACACAGUGGCACGAUAUGAAGCCAAAUACGGAGCGCUGUAAGGGACAAUCGCAAACACGGAGCAUUUGCAUAUAAAAAAAAACCCCACUGCCUGUAAUAAACGAGGCAAUAGACUGCUACUAGAGUAUGUGAUUAACAACUUUUGCUUUCUCUUCUUUUUCAAGUGGACCUGAAGAAGACGUCUGAGCAGUUAUUGAUUCAUUUGCAUUGUUGAAAGGCAAUAAAUGAAUAAUAGUUUGGAACAAAGAGGAGGAGACAAGAUAGAAGCAGGUGAACGAUUCAGACUGUAGAGCUAAGUGACGUUCAUGUGCUUAGUAACCUGGUCAACAGCUCUUUUUCUUUCCGUAUAAUGCAACGGCAUACCCAAUAUAUUCAUCUGAGCUUUGAAGUGCUUUACACCAAUGUAGAAACAAAGGUCUUCCCCAUCUGCUCUUGUUUACAAGUUUUACAAUAUCAAAGUAGUUUUAGGGAAUAAUGUGCACUGGAAGUCAACAGUCUGCAUUUAUAAAUAAUGACUUCAUUUGUUUUCAGUGUACUUCCACAUGUAUGAGUGUGAACUGUAGAAGAGGCGAUUGUUGAAAUAUGAGGAGUUUGUAUUGCAUUUUAAGAAUUACAGAUUAACCGAAACAACAAAACUGUUAGCAGGAAAUGUAAAUAUAUAUAUAUCAUGUGUAACAAAAACAAUGGUUUUGUCUGUCUUUAACUUGACGUGAGCAAAAAACUUUAGAUGCAGUCUGUCAAAGCAAGCCUGUAGAUCUUUUAAAAUCAUACUUUGUUCUCUUCAGGAUGGCAGUUUGCCCUUUUCUGGGACUCAUGGAGGUCAGUUUAUGUACAGAAAUAACACGCUGUACACGUGACCUGGUCUUGUAUCUGUAUUUAGGGCAAAUCAAAUGAAGUGCUUAUAUAAAGGUUUUCGUUUUCGUAUGCAUCAUGUGAUAUCUUUUCAGAUAACCAUCAAAUGUUUAACAAAAGUGGUUUUGCAGUGAUCCAUAAGUGUCUUGAGCAGCGUGACUGUUUAUAAAAGCACUAGUGUGUUACAUAUCAGAAACUGAAUUCAAACCUCUGCUUGCCACCUUCCUGCUUUUUUUUUUUAUUGUAGGCACAUAUUUAGUCUCUGUCCUUUUUUAUCAUCAGGGAAAGAAGAUAAAGGGUCAGUUCUUAAGAUUCACUAUAUGUUGUGUAUUGUUGUGAAGUAGGCUAGCAGUCUAAUGUUUCAGUACUCAUUGUGAGGCCUGUUUGUCCUUUUUUCAUUUGUUUUUUUUUUCAGAAUGGCAGUUGCUGUAAUGUGAGCUUGACCAAAGCUAAUUGAUUGAAACUCUGAAGCUUAGGUUUUGUUGCUAGUACACAAUGACUUCACUUAAAUCAGGUUUUACGAUGUGCAUAUUUGCGGUCUGUACUAGAAUCUCUUUAUAAGCGCACCUUCAGUUUGACGUUUCUCUUCAAGCUUCCUAAGUGUAAGACGAGAAAGCAAACAAAUGCAGGCUGAUUUGAGAGGAACAGCGACUAACUCCAUGAAUCUUGGUUGAAUAUGUAAUUUGUUCCUGUACAAAAAGUCUUUUUCUAAUUGUCCGUUUUGAAAGUUUUUUUCUUUUUGGAUUGUGUUUGAGAUGUUUUCGACUUGUAAAUGUUGAAUGCCUUGGCUGUUUCAUGUUGUACAUAUUAUUAAAAACUCUGAUUUGUUUUA